Molecule: messenger RNA, 2997 nt
Organism: Telopea speciosissima
Lineage: Eukaryota; Viridiplantae; Streptophyta; Magnoliopsida; Proteales; Proteaceae
Product: auxin response factor 4-like
Exons: 13
Coding region: 430-2847 (805 amino acids)
Biological process (GO): response to hormone; regulation of DNA-templated transcription
Cellular component (GO): nucleus
Molecular function (GO): DNA binding; protein binding
Source: RefSeq, a predicted model, not a curated record
UCUCUCUCACGCACACACACUCACAGAUUAAUAACGUUAGUCUGUGUCCAAAACCCACAACCAGCAUUGGCUUUUUGCCUUCUGUUUCUUUGCUUGUAUGGCAAUUAUCUAUGUCCUCCUCUGCUUCUGCUUCUGCUUCCUCUGCUCACUACUGUGAAUGGGGGGGAAGAAUCAUUAUAUGAAUUUCUUGUUUUUAUCCUUUGCUACCCUUUCCAUUUUAUUUUUCUUAUGAUUUUUUAGCUUAAAGAGUAGUGGGUACUUUACUUGAAUUCCCUGCUAUCAUUUCGUCUCUCGUGCUUUACCUUUCUCUGUUCGCCUCUGUAUUAAGUUCCUCAUACUGUUUUUUUCUUUUUCUCUUCACCCUUUGGAAUCAUUUUAUUCUUCUUUUCCCUUCUCCUUCGUGUGCUUACGAGAAGAAUAAAGGUGUUCAUGGAAAUUGACCUGAACCAGGCAGUGAAAGAGGGAGAGAAGAGUGCAUGCUAUGGAGAUCAUGGCAAGGCUGGUGGUAUUAUUUGUUCUCUGUCUUCUUCAUCGUCCUCUUCUUGUUCUUCAACUUCCUCUGCUUCUCCCGUGACUUCUUCAAUUUACUUGGAGCUAUGGCAUGCAUGUGCUGGCCCUCACACCUCCCUGCCCAAGAAAGGGAGUGUAGUCGUCUACUUCCCUCAAGGUCACUUGGAGCAGACUACUGCUUCCUCACCUUUCCCAUGCUUAGAAAUGCCCACCUUUAAUCUCCAGCCCCAGAUAUUUUGCAGGGUCGUUAAUGUCCAACUACUUGCCAACAAAGAGAAUGAUGAGGUCUAUACACAGGUGACAUUGUUUCCUCAACCAGAGUUGGCGGAGAGGAAUUUAGAGGACCAGUGCCUGGAAAAUGAGGUGGGGGUUGAGGAGGGUAAUGGACCUGUGCCCUGCAAAUCAACCCCUCAUAUGUUCUGUAAAACGCUAACAGCUUCUGAUACUAGCACUCAUGGUGGGUUCUCUGUCCCACGUAGAGCUGCAGAGGACUGCUUCCCUCCCUUGGAUUAUAAACAGCAAAGGCCCUCCCAGGAGCUCAUUGCCAAGGACCUUCAUGGAGUUGAAUGGAGAUUUCGACAUAUUUACAGAGGUCAGCCACGGCGCCAUCUGCUCACCACUGGAUGGAGUACAUUUGUUAGCCAAAAGAAUCUUGUUUCAGGUGAUGCAGUGCUCUUUCUGAGGGGUGAAAGUGGAGAACUGAGGUUGGGAGUGCGAAGAGCUGGUCGUCCUAGAAAUGGUUCUCCUAAUUCAAUUCCUGGCAACCAUAAUAUGCAUCUUAAUGUUCUUUCCCCUGUUGCUAAUGCGAUAUCCACCAAGACCAUGUUUCACGUAUUCUACAGCCCAAGGGGAAGUCCAGCAGAGUUUGUCAUUCCUUAUCAAAAAUAUAUAAAAAGUAUAACCGAUCUAGUAUCUAUUGGAACGAGGUUUAAAAUGAGAUUCGAGAUGGAAGACACAGCAGAGAGAAGAUGCAGCGGUGUAGUGACUGGUAUAGGUGAUGUCGACCCUUAUAGAUGGCCUGAUUCAAAAUGGAGAUGUUUGACGGUCAGAUGGGAUGAAGAUAUUGCAAGAGAACAUCAACAACGAGUUUCUCCUUGGGAGAUUGAGCCCUCCAUAUCUCUGCCAGCCUUCAAUGUUCCAUCUGCCCCAAGGUUGAAGAAAUUUCGGAGCAGUCCACCAUUAACCUCACCAAUUAUCCCUAUAAAUGCAGGAGGGAGUGACUUUUUGGACUUCGAUGAAUCUGUGAGAUCCUCUAAGGUCUUGCAAGGUCAAGAAAAUGUUGGUUUCAUACCACCAAUGUCUGGUGGUGGAAAGGUCAACCAUCCGGUGGACUUUGAGAUGAACAAUCCAGCAAGCCAAAUGUCAACCCGGUUAGAACAGACUACAAAUAGUGAUUUUAUGAGAAAACAAUCCUCCACUUAUACAGGCUUUGCGGAAUCCAAGAGAUUCCAGAAGGUCUUGCAAGGUCAAGAAAUAUGCCCCUUGCCAUCCCCGCAUGGAAGAGCUGAGGUCAACCUUAGUGCUUGGGAAAAGAUUGGUCGUAGUUGCAACAUGUUCAAUAUGUAUCAGGGGGCCAACCCAGUGAUGUAUCCAUUUUCUUCCAAUGCCAGAAGCAUGUAUACCCCAUUUAAUGACACGUAUGUUUCAAGCCACGAUCCUGUGAUGCAUCCAUUUAUGGCUAGUUUCCACACAGAGAGUCUCCAAUUCAACAUGCCUUCCUUCCAAAAAAGGUUCCCUGGCUGUACAAGGGAUGAAGAAUACAAUCCAAGUUCACAUAAUUCAUUGGAAGAGCAGAAGCCACCUGACAGCUUAGCUGCUCAGGCUACGUUUGACACAGAUGCCAAAAACCAGAAGUGUGAAACUUGGGAUGAGACGUCCACUGGCUGUAAACUGUUUGGGUUUUACUUGACUGGAGAAAGUCCUAGUCCCAACCGGCAGAGCUCCAGUAGGAGGAGUUGUACGAAGGUUCACAAGCAAGGAAAUUUAGUUGGAAGGGCUAUUGAUCUUUCAAGAAUGAAUAGCUAUGAUGAUCUGCUGAGUGAAUUAGAGCAGUUAUUUGCCAUGGAGGGCCUUCUACGCAAUCCUAAGAAAGGGUGGCAAAUUCUUUACACUGACAGCGAAAAUGAUAUGAUGGUUGUUGGAGAUGAUCCUUGGCACGAGUUCUGUAAUAUUGUAUCAAAGAUCCACAUAUAUACACACGAGGAAGUACAGAAGAUGAUGAUUGGGAUGGCCAACGAUGAUACCUAUAGUUGUUUGGAAGAAGCUCCUGGAAUUUUGGAUGCUUCAAAAUCUUCUUCUGUGGGACAGCCAGAUUCUCCAACGGUAAUUAGGAUAUGAAAAGUGCUUAUAUUGGGAAUUAUGUUUGGUAACUAAUAGAUACAUAGAAAUCUUCUAGUUCAGAAUUCAGGUCAGUUGUCCUAUCUGCCAUUAUUCUAAUUAUAAGUUUCACUUAUUUACUUAUCAGCUACAAAUAUCUGAACUCUUGAA